AUAAUAGCCAAUUCUUAAGAAUGUCUUCUACAUUGACUCCUGUGAUCUCUACUAACGCUCCUCCAGCAGCUGCCUCCUACUCGCACGCAAUCAAGGCCAACGGAACAAUAUACGUCUCCGGUCAAAUCCCAUUCACUCCUGAGGGUAAAAGGGUCGAGGGAACGUUCCAGGAGAAGUCCGACCGUGUUAUCCAAAACGUUCUAGGCGUUUUGAAGGAUAGUAACUCUUCCCUUGAGAAGAUUGUCAAGGUGACCGUCUUCCUCACCGACAUGGAGAACUUUGGAGCUUUCAACGAGGUCUAUUCCAAGUAUUUCAACACUCACAAGCCAGCAAGAUCGUGUGUUGCUGUGAAGCAACUGCCACUAGGCGUUGAGGUGGAGAUGGAGGUUGUUGCGUUGGAGAACUAAGUGUAUAGCUGAAUAAAAUCUCCGGAAGGAUUUCUGUCACGUGAUACAAACCCGGGUUUCCCGUAUAUUAAAAUUUUCAAACUUUUCAAAAAUUCUUUCUAAACAUCAGCCAUGGCCCAGAGAGUGACUUUUAGAAGAAGAAACCCAUACAACACCAGAUCUAACCAGAUUAAGGUGGUCAAGACUCCUGGUGGAAAGCUUGUUGCACAACACCAGAAAAAGGCCGGUACCAGACCAAAGUGUGGUGACUGUGGAAUUGCUCUUCCUGGUGUCGCCUCUCUUAGACCAAGACAAUACGCUUCCAUUUCCAAGACCCACAAGACUGUCUCGAGAUCUUACGGUGGAUCCAGAUGUGCAAACUGUGUCAAGGAGAGAAUUAUCAGAGCUUUCUUGAUUGAAGAACAAAAGAUCGUCAAGAAGGUGUUGAAGGACCAAGCUGAGAAGGAGAAGGCUAAGAAAUAGGUUAAUCAAAUUAAACUGUCACUGUGAAUUAUACAUCAUUAGAUUCGUAUGCUGAGUAUUUGGCAAUGUAGUAGUGCACAAGGUCUUUGUAGGCUGUUGUGUCGUCACAUUUUAGCAGGUUAGCCAUGUCAAUGUUGAGUGGACUCAGUGGCUCUGGAUUUGCAAGCAAUACAACUAUUGCAACCAGUGCGCUUUGCAGAGUCCAUGCAGGUGACCAUUUCUGCUGUAAAAUGUCAAGACAGAUCUCACCUGUCUUGAAGUUAACAUUUGGAUGGGGCAUUUUGUAACACAUUUUGCGAGCACCAGAACUGGUUUUUCUCUGUAACUGCCUUAUUUUCUCUUCGCCAAACACCACAAACUUGAUUUUCGGGGGGUCUAGCGGAUAGUUUGUAGGGAUAUCGAUUUCCAGUUUCCACAAUGCAUCUUCAAAGGGGGAUUGAUAUGGGCCUCUAAUCACAGCGCUCCACCUGAAAAGCCCAUCUUCCAAAGGAUGCAGGUCAACAAUCCCCGUAUCGUGAAUUGGUGACCUUUUCUCUGUCAACUCUUUCUUAACAGCACGAUAUUCCUUCAGAAGCCGCUUUUCUGUAGAAGACAUGAGGG
This is a messenger RNA of Ogataea polymorpha, 1469 nucleotides long. RefSeq lists its product as uncharacterized. Gene Ontology annotation, cellular component: mitochondrion; cytosol. The record is from RefSeq and is a predicted model, not a curated record. The transcript has a single exon. NCBI's taxonomy places the organism in Eukaryota, Fungi, Ascomycota, Pichiomycetes, Pichiales, Pichiaceae. Gene Ontology annotation, molecular function: deaminase activity. The coding region runs from base 21 to 407 and encodes 128 amino acids.